AUGUCACUGCUCGCCAGCCUCGUGGGCAACAUUGCAUCUGAAGGAGAAAGGUUAGAGAGUUUCCUCGGUAACGACUCGCCCUCGCUAUGUGAGACCACAGGGUGGAAGUACGAUGAAGAGCUGCUGCCUCGUGAGGCGUGGGAGGCAUCGCAAUCCUUGUUGAGCGACUGCCAACAACUGAUUGCCCUCCUUAUGCCCAAGAAGCUGAAAUUGAUGUAUGAAAGUAUAUCGAACAACGCGGCAGUGGCUUUGGGAGUAGCGUGUGACCUCAAGGUCGCUGAAAAGAUCGCCGAAAAUGGCGGAGAAAUCAAACUGUCGGAGCUGGCGAAGGUCUGUGAAACGAACCACCAUAAACUGGGUAAAGUCCCACAUCGACCACAACAGUGUUGGGUGUUAACGUUACUCGUCCAGGGUGUACCAUGCGAGUCCUCACCCACCGUCAUAUUUUCACCGAGGUUGCUCCAGAAGUAUUCCGAAACAACCGCCACAGUACAGAACUGA
This is a messenger RNA of Cyphellophora europaea CBS 101466, 501 nucleotides long. RefSeq lists its product as uncharacterized. The record is from RefSeq and is a predicted model, not a curated record. NCBI's taxonomy places the organism in Eukaryota, Fungi, Ascomycota, Eurotiomycetes, Chaetothyriales, Cyphellophoraceae. The coding region runs from base 1 to 501 and encodes 166 amino acids. The transcript has a single exon.